CCGACAAGACACCGGAAGUCAACAUGUCGAGCCUGCACAAGAGCAAGAUCGCAGAGUUCCGUAGCGUUCUUAAUGAACCCAGCAUAAACUUGCCCCAGCUGAGAGAACUGUGUUUUAGAGGAAUUCCCUUUGAGGGGGGUAUCCGAUGUCUGUGUUGGAAGAUCCUUCUUAACUACUUACCUACAGAGAAAGCCGUAUGGGACUCUGUGUUACAGAAGCAGAGGGAAACAUAUUCUAACUUCCUGCGAGAAAUGAUCAUCCAGCCAGGAAUUGCCAAAGCCAAACUUGGGUUGUCUCGGGAGGAUGUGACGCUGGAAGAUCAUCCGCUAAACCCAAAUCCAGACAGUCGAUGGAAUACAUACUUCAAAGAUAAUGAGGUGCUGCUGCAGAUAGACAAGGAUGUCAGAAGACUGUGUCCUGACAUUUCAUUCUUCCAGCAUCCCACCGAGUACCCCUGUCUUCUCAUAAUGGACCCUCUGAAUGAAUAUGAGACCUUACGAAAGCGAGUACAACAAACUACUCUAAAGUCUCAGACAGUAGCACGGAACCGGAGCGGCCUUACCAACGUGAGCUCCCCUCGGAAACCCUCAGCUUCUUAUCCCUCAAAUGAGUACGAGCUGCUACCCAGUGGCUGCGAAGCACACUGGGAAGUGGUUGAGCGAAUCCUGUUCAUAUUUGCCAAGCUGAACCCAGGCAUUGCCUAUGUACAGGGCAUGAAUGAAAUAGUUGGACCAAUUUACUACACGUUUGCCACAAACCCCAACAGUGAGUGGAAAGAACAUGCUGAGGCAGACACGUUCUUCUGCUUUACUAACCUGAUGGCCGAGAUCCGAGAUAAUUUCAUCAAGAGCCUUGAUGACUCUCAGUGCGGCAUAACCUCCAAGAUGGAGCGAGUUUAUUCCACCCUAAAGGAGGAGGACAUGGAGCUUUACCUGAAGCUGCAAGAUUUGAACAUAAAGCCUCAGUUCUUUGCUUUCCGUUGGCUGACGUUGCUCCUGUCCCAGGAGUUUCUGCUUCCUGACGUCAUCCGGAUCUGGGAUUCUCUGUUUGCUGAUGAGCAUAGGUUUGACUUUCUCCUCCGGGUCUCCUGCGCUAUGUUAAUUUUGAUUCGGGAUCAGUUACUAGAAGGCGACUUCACAGGGGACAUGAGGCUUCUGCAGGAUUACCCUCUCACAGAUGUGCAUCCCAUCCUCAAGAAAGCAAAGGAACUGCAGGACUCGAAAUAAGCACCACACACCCUGCAACCCAACACUCCACAAGGGAAUCUGUACCAGAGGAAGCAGCCGGGCGAACUGCCGUAACCUAGCAACACAAGCAGACUGUUCUAUCAGAGAUCCGGACACUGGUUUUAUUCUGCUGCAGAUCCUGAUCACACAAACAAGUGCACAAUCAGUCACAAUCAUUUAUUUGUCUGUCACCUGUAGCAGGUACCGUAAGCGUUGUCUGAUCAAGCGCCCUUUAUGUACUGCGUGGUGAGGACAGUGCACUUAAAUGUGCCUACACUUGACUUGUUUGGGGUGGCACACAUUGCAGUGUGUUACUGGCCCUCUGGUGAGGUCACUCCUGAUAUGGGUCUGCGUAAUGUAUGAUCAGACUGUUACUAACACACAUUGUAGUCCUCAGGGCCUGUCCUGCAGUAACACACAUUGUAGUCCUCAAGGACUGGCCUGCAGUAACACACAUUGUAGUCCUCAAGGACUGGUCUGCAGUAACACACAUUCUAGUCCACAAGGACUGACCUGCAGUAGCACACAUUCUAGUCCUCAAGGACUGACCUGCAGUAACACACAUUCUAGUCCUCAAGGACUGACCUGCAGUAGCACACAUUCUAGUCCUCAAGGACUGACCUGCAGUAACACAUUCUAGUCCUCAAGGACUGACCUGCAGUAACACACAUUGUAGUCCUCAGGGCCUGAACUGCAGUAACACACAUUGUAGUCCUCAACAACUGGCCUGCAGUAACACACAUUCUAGUCCUCCAGGACUGGCCUGCAGUAACACACAUUGUAGUCCUCAGGGCCUGACCUGAAGUAACACACAUUGUAGUCCUCAGGGCCUGACCUGCUGUAACACACAUAGUAGUCCUCAGGGCCUGACCUACAGUAACACACAUUGUAGUCCUCAGGGCCUGUCCUGCAGUAACACACAUUGUAGUUCUCAGGGCCUGUCCUGCAGUAACACACAUUGUAGUCCUCAGGGCCUGGCCUGCAGUAACACACAUUGUAGUUCUCAGGGCCUGUCCUGCUGUAACACACAUUGUAGUCCUCAGGGCCUGGCCUGCAGUAACACACAUUGUAGUCCUCAGGGCCUGCAGUAACACACAUUUGUUAUUAGAACUAGCACCGCAUUACACAGACUACAAGCGGCUCUGAUUUGUUCUUCGUUAAGUACCAUAUCAUGUCAUUUGGAGAUUUAUCCGGCUGCAGAACUGUCUCUUUCAGACCCUCCUGCUUGAAGUGCAAUUAACGUUACCCUAUUGUGUGUUUUUUUUGUUGUUUUUUUGCACGUUUGGGAAAAAUGCAAAUCAGUAUUUUCAUUCAGACAAUGGGACCAUUAUUAUUAAUUUUUUUAUAAUCACUUUAUUUUAAUUCUGCUUUUGAAACAAACCAAGGAUUUUCAUUUUUUAAAGAAUUCUUUUAUUUUGAAGAUAUUGAUAGUUGUUCAUUUCAGUUAGAAACAGAGCACUAGAUGUUCUUCAAGUCGCUGAGAAAUCGUCUCGGAAGUCUGCGUUCUGUCCUUUUAAGGUGUCUAAUCAAUGUUACAUGUGUGAUCUAACGCCACAAUAAAUGAAGUAUGUAUUUGCA
Messenger RNA from Bombina bombina (fire-bellied toad), 2804 nucleotides. It is a transcript of the gene TBC1D13, whose product is annotated as TBC1 domain family member 13. The coding region runs from base 24 to 1226 and encodes 400 amino acids. Gene Ontology annotation, biological process: activation of GTPase activity; intracellular protein transport. The record is from RefSeq and is a predicted model, not a curated record. The transcript has 12 exons. Gene Ontology annotation, molecular function: GTPase activator activity. Lineage: Eukaryota; Metazoa; Chordata; Amphibia; Anura; Bombinatoridae.